AGAGCACGAUUCGAUUGUAUAGAUGUUUUAUUUGUUGAACAAUAUUUCGACAGUACGUCUAUCUUUGUCAAGUUCAAAACAAAAGUGGUUCACAGUGAAAUCUAUGGUUAUGGAUUCCGUCCAUAUGAAUACAUGCCACCAAAUUUAGAAAGAGAGCCAAAAGGAAGGAGACAAGAAUUACAUUACGGAAUGUAUAGUCUGCGCAGCUUUAUUCUUCCAAAAUUGCUUAUUAUAAUUACCAGAAUUAUUCAUCUGCUUGGAGCCAGCAAUAUUCAUCCAUUCCUUAUAUGGAAGACUAUACAUGCAACAAUCACUUCUUUCCUACCCUGGAGUGUCUAUAAAUUUUCAAGAGAAGCUUACAAGUCACAUGAUUUAGCUGUCAUAGCAUGUAUUCUGGCAGCAUUCUCUGUUCACUUAUCUGUUUUCGGUACACACACACUAAUUUCUACUUUUUUGUCCCCUUUUGUGUUUUUGUCAUUAUCAGUAAUCUGGAGAACCCUUUGUUCUGAUCUUCCUUGUUUCUAUACAAAAAAUACUAUAAAAGUUAACAGAAAUGGAACCGUAGAUAUUAGGGAGAAUAGAAAUAUUUCCUGGAACAAUGAUGUUCUAAAGAGAAUCUCAAAAAAAACUGAUGCUGAGAAAAUUUAUAGAGAUAAAAACAACACAGGAAAUAAUAACACUAUAAUAGGAGUAAUUGGAAAGCAUCUCAGAAACUUUGGCACUGGAAUUAUGAUUGGUAUUCUUCUCUAUAUACGUAUUGAUCUGCUUGUUUUCUAUACAGCUAUUUUUUGCCCAGUAUUAUCUUGGUAUAUUUCCAAGUGGAGAUUGUUUUUUCAACAGUUUAUAAUCAUUACUUUUGGUGUUCUCUUGGGAAUCGCUAUAGGAGCAAUUGAUGAUUAUUAUACAUAUGGUAAAUUUUUUAUAAGCCCUAAACAGUGGUUUCUGUUUAAUGUCUUUUCAGAUCAUUCAAAUAUGUUUUUUGGUCAAUUUGGCAUUUCCUUUUACUUUAUAAACAUUGUAUUACAUAAUGCUGCUGUGAUUUUGAUGCUAGUCUUAACAUUCCUCACAAUCUUGGUAAUCAAAGUUAGAAAGUUUAAAAUAUCAAAUCCCUUUGUGUAUCACUGUACUUAUACAUCUUUAUUUCUCAGUUCCUCUGCAAUUAUUGUAUUAUUCACAUUCUCACUAAAAGGACACAAAGAAAUGCGAUUUUUGCAUAAUUUUGUUGUUCUUGUAUUGAUAGUCUACGCUAGUACACUGAAGACUAUUUUGCACUGCAUAUAUUCCAAAGUAAUAUCAAAAACCACAAAAACCACAAAAACUACUUUAAAUUCAUCUCUGGUUUUCUUAUUGUUGGUUUAUGUUAAACACCAAUGGAAUUUAUUUCCAAGUGGAAAGUCCACAGCUGAUUGGUCAUAUUCAGAUAACUUUGAAUCUGGAAAUAUAAAUCAAUGCUUAUAUUAUGUUCACCUUGAAGAUGAUGUAACAGGUGUCUUUUUAGAUGAAAGUUUAUACUUCAGCGGUGCUUAUAGCCUUCUUCAUAGAGAUGUACCCUUCCUUCCUCUCAUCCACAUGGAAUUUUAUGAAUUCAGCAAAGAGUCUAGAAUCCCUAUAAAAUAUCAGUUUGAAUGGUUAAAAGUUGAUAACACUAAUAAGCCUACAACCCACGUCAGUGCAUUAUCUAACAUAUCUGAUUAUUUAUCAGUGUAUAAUACUCCAUAUCUAAUAAAGAAGCUUAUGAAAAAUAAUGUUUAUAAUUAUCUUAUCGUUAAAAAAUUCCAGAAAUUUAUUGAUCUUGGUUUUAAGUUAGUUUUUCAAUCAGGAAUGAUAAAAGUCUUGAAAAAAGUAAGCAAUACAACAUUGAAAAAAAACUUCAAGUAUUUCUUGAAUCCAUUUUCUUCUAUAUCAGAAAAUAAUUUAACUCUUAACGAUAUUUUUCUUCAUGAAGGUCAUUUCUUGUAUUCUUUAGGCCAGUAUGAAAAAGCUGAGCAGCGGUUGUUAGCUGCGUUACAGUAUGCACCCAUAAGGGUGGCUACAUACCAGCUGCUAUUUAAUAUAUACCAACAUUUUGGUAAAUUUAAUGAGAGUAAUCGCUACUGGAAUGUUUGUGCUAAACUAUUUGGAGAAGAGGAAUGCAGGAAACCUGUAGAAAUUGUUGAUUUGCAAAAACUCCCCAGUAACAGAUAGCCACAAAGGAAUAAACCGAUACAUAGAACAUCACACACACACAGACACACAUAUACACUCAUGCACAUACACACACAUACAGACACUCUCACACACAUGCACACACUCAUUCUCACACACAUACGCACUCAUGUGCACAUACACUCUCACUUACGCAAUGAUUAGCAAAUCGUUUUUAAUUAAGCUGUAGACAGUUAAUUGGUUUCCCAGACAAUCUGCCAAUCAGUGUUCAGUGUGAUUGCCAGAAACAAUUUGUCAUCAUCAUUAUUGUCAGCAUCUUCACCACCACCCUACACUGCUGCCAUCGUCAUCAUCGUUGUCGUCAUCGUCAUCAUCAUCGUCAUCACUCUCCUCCUCCUCCUCCUUCUCCCUUUCAUCAUCAAUUUACUUCUAUUUUUCCAAGCUUGCAUGAGUUGGAUGGGUCAUUUUGAAACAGUAUUUUGAUAGUUGCCACAUCUCUUUGUGAACAAAGCCAUCCUAUUUAUUAAAACAUUCUUCUUUACUAAGCUUACCUUAAGACCUGUCAAUUCAAAUUUAGCUUCAUGCCCGGAAUUUCCCCUUUAGUUCCCCUCGACAUUCAGUUAUGAGAACUAAAUCAACAGUAUACGAGAGGUACCUUAACAGAAACCAGAAUUUUGCAAUAUUAUUUUAUUUAUUUAGUUUUACAUGUUUACACUUUUAUCACCUUCAAAGUAUUCUCCAUUUAAAGAAAUGUAUUGGUCCAGACAUGUUUUGCACAAUUCGAAGCAGUGCUGGAACUCUUGCAAAGUUAUGCUUUUUAACACCUCUGUCAUUUUUUUCUUUACUUCGUCCACAUCUGCAAAUUCCAUAGCAUCAGAUUUCAUCACUCCAGAUGAUCUUUGAAAAAAAGGUUCAGAUCAACUUCCAAUUCUUCUUUCAGUUCAUGACACAUUCAGUCAUGACUACUUUUGAUCUUCCAUGAGGAAGAGAGGCACAGAUUUUGCUGCAGCAUUUUUCAUUUGCAAUUCCUCGCUCAAAAUUCUUUGGGAGGAACUCCAGGACAUACCAGUCAUAUCAACAAGUUCAUCAAUCAUUGGGUGACAGUCCUCAAAAAUCAGUUCAUGAAUUUUCCUGAUGUUUUCAUUCAUUUGGAAGGUCAAUGGUCGUCCUGAAUGAGGUUGGUCCUCAAGCGACAAGUGACCAUUCUUAAAGCAUGGAAACCACUUGUAAACUUGUGUUUUGUUCAUGGCAGCAUCCUUGUAAUCUCUUUGAAGCAUGAUAACUGUUUCAGCCACUGUUUUUCCCAGCAGCAAACAGAAUUUCACAGAAGCAUGCUGUUCCUUUGUUUCAGCCAUUGCAAAACUUGACAAACAGGGGAGAAACACUACAAAACAAAAACACACCAUGUCACAGUACAACGUCACCUGAUGCCACCGGUCAGCAGACUGAUGCCUGAGGCUUACAUCAAAUGGUUUCUAGUGACAGAAGCCUAAACUGCAACAGGUUUGUCUCACAGAGAACAUUGCCAGUUACUUUUGGGUACCCCCUUGUAUAAGAGAUCCCGAAGACAUCCAGUCUUAAACUCCUGUGUGAUAGUGCGCAGGACUAUGAGGAAUAGGAGAGGACUGUGGAGUGACCCUUGAUGGACUCCUACGUUCACAUUAAAUUUAUCACUGAAAUUGUUGUUGAUUCUUACUUUUUCUCAUUGAAAUGCGAGUCCAUUCAAUAAGUCGAUUCCAUGAGAAAAGUUCUUGUAGACAGUGUCGCAGAAGAGUUUGGAUAUCAUUGAGAAAGUCCAUUAUAGAUUUGUAUGUAGUUUGUAUAGCUCUUACAAGCAGUUUGUCUAUAUUUGGUGUCUUUAAUAACCACAAAAUUAUUGAACAUAGUGCUCUAACAAACAUUUUCUCCAGAUCAAUGAAAGUCAGGAAUAGCUGUAUACCUACCUACCUACCUACAUACAUACAUACAUACAUACAUACAUACAUACAUCCAUACACACAUGUAUAUUUAUAUAUACACACACAUGCAUAUAAUUAUAUAUAUACAUAUACAAAUAUAUAUAUAUAUAUAUAUAUAUAUAUAUAUAUAUACAGGGUGUUCACACAGUCUGGGUACAUGGAGUAAAUAAAAUCAUAACAUAAACAAUUAAAUAUAAGAAAUAAUAAUUUCUUAAAGUACGUGUUAAUCCCCAUGUACCCAGACUUUGUGGACACCUUGUUUAUAUAUAUCGGUGUAUUCUACCUGUGUUAUGUUCGAACCAGCCAGAUCUUACCUCUUGGAUCUACUUUAUGAUGUCAUUCUGAAAAUAAACAAUCAUAUCAUCAAAAUCUUAAAGCUAUGAGAUAAUGCAUAAUUAAUUUAAAACACAAGGCAUUGCCAGGAAUCAAACACAUGAUCUUGCGACUAUGUGCCAAACACCCUAACCACUAAGCCAUGUGCUUUC
This is a messenger RNA of Octopus bimaculoides (California two-spot octopus), 4588 nucleotides long. RefSeq lists its product as uncharacterized. Gene Ontology annotation, biological process: GPI anchor biosynthetic process. Gene Ontology annotation, molecular function: protein binding; alpha-1,2-mannosyltransferase activity. NCBI's taxonomy places the organism in Eukaryota, Metazoa, Mollusca, Cephalopoda, Octopoda, Octopodidae. The record is from RefSeq and is a predicted model, not a curated record. Gene Ontology annotation, cellular component: endoplasmic reticulum membrane.